AUGCGUGCCACGAGAGCUCUCCAGAUGUUCCGCCCGACGGCGCGCAUGAUGCGGCCGGUGCCCAAGGAGGAUCAAUCUGCCCACACCAUCUCACAACGCCUGCGGAAACUCAAGUCGAUCCCGCCCGAGUUGAUCCCCCUCGGUGUCGUCGUCGCGUUCGCCGUCGGUGCCGCGUUCUACUCCAGCAUGCGCCACUUCUUCGUGGACAAGACGCUCCGCCUCAAGCGGCAGAACCGCGCUCCGGAGAAGCACGAGCACGCUUCUUCGCACGGCGAUGCCGAGCACAACUGA
This is a messenger RNA of Lasiosphaeria miniovina, 291 nucleotides long. RefSeq lists its product as uncharacterized. The record is from RefSeq and is a predicted model, not a curated record. The transcript has 4 exons. Bases 1 to 291 code for a protein of 96 amino acids. Lineage: Eukaryota; Fungi; Ascomycota; Sordariomycetes; Sordariales; Lasiosphaeriaceae.